Molecule: messenger RNA, 2189 nt
Organism: Amaranthus tricolor (Joseph's coat)
Lineage: Eukaryota; Viridiplantae; Streptophyta; Magnoliopsida; Caryophyllales; Amaranthaceae
Product: organic cation/carnitine transporter 7-like
Exons: 6
Coding region: 209-1726 (505 amino acids)
Biological process (GO): transmembrane transport
Cellular component (GO): membrane
Molecular function (GO): transmembrane transporter activity
Source: RefSeq, a predicted model, not a curated record
AGUCAUUAAUAAAUUUAGCAAUUCCCCAUAUAAACUCUUAGUGAGUGAAAACUCAAAACUCAGAUCCGAUCCCACAAAAACACAACUAUUUAUUUCAUUACAUUACAUAACAUAACUUUGACGUCUUCAUCGUAAAACCCACAAUCCAAUUUCAACUAGUGGGCGUAUCAUCAACCUUUUCAUUCAGGUGUUUAUUCGAGUGAUCAGAAUGACAGACGAGAAGAGGGGGUUAACGUAUAGCGUUGAUGAUGCGUUGGUGACGAUGGGAUUUGGGAAGUUACAAUAUUUGGUGUUAGCAUAUGCUGGGAUGGGAUGGAUUUCAGAAGCAAUGGAAAUGAUGAUUUUAUCAUUUGUUGGACCCGCUGUUAAAUCUGCUUGGAAACUUAGUAAAGCUCAAGAAAGUUUGAUCACUACUGUUGUUUUUGCUGGUAUGCUUGUUGGUGCUUGCGGUUGGGGUCUUAUUUCUGAUAAAUAUGGUAGAAGGAAGGGAUAUCUAUUUUCUGCUGUAGUAACAGCAGCAGCUGGUUUUUUGAGUGCAGCUGCGCCAAACUACGCCGUUUUACUAGUGGCUAGAUGUUUAGUGGGCCUUGGAUUAGGAGCAGGCCCAGUGUUAUUAACUUGGUUUCUCGAGUUUGUACCAGCACCAAGUAGGGGUACAUGGAUGGUCCUUUUUCAAGCCUUUUGGACGGUUGGAUCCAUUAGUGAAGCUGCCUUAGCAUGGAUUGUAAUGCCAAAGCUUGGAUGGAGAUGGCUAUUGGGUCUAUCAGUUCUACCAUCAUUCAUUCUUCUAAUAUUCUACAUAAUCACCCCAGAAUCCCCAAGAUACCUAAUCUUAAAAGGCAGAAAAAAAGAAGCCCUACAAGUACUAGAAAAAAUAUCCAAAAUAAACGGAAAAAAUUUGCCUCCUGGUACACUUAUUACUGACAUAGAACUCCAAGAAAAAACUACAAAUAUUUCAACAAAAAAUCAAGAUCAAAAUCAAGAUCUUGAGGUACCCCCCAAAUGGAAGGACUCAGAAAUGACAGUAUGGAAAUCAGUAAUGCUAUUAUUGUCCCCAAAAUUAGCUAAGACUACACUUCUACUAUGGGUCGUGUUUUUUGGGAAUGCGUUUGCGUAUUAUGGGCUGGUGUUGCUUACUACUCAGUUGAAUAAUAAGGAUAAUGUGUGCGGGAAGACUGAACCGGAUGUGAAGAAAUUGGAUAAUUCUAAGCCGGAUAUUGAUUAUAAAGAUGUCUUCAUCACUAGUUUUGCUGAACUUCCUGGACUAGUGAUCGUGGGUGUCCUAAUUGAUCGAGUGGGUCGUAAGUACUCAAUGGCAGCAAUGUUCGUAGUAUGUUCCAUCUUUUUAUUCCCAUUAGUAAACCAUCGUUCAAGCACAGUCACAACAGUUCUUAUGUUUGGUGCUCGAGCAUGUAUUAUGGGCACAUUCACUAUCGCCUUCAUAUUUGCACCAGAGAUAUACCCAACAUCUGUUCGAAACACAGGAUUUGGAACAGCGAGUUCAAUGGCUAGAAUAGGCGGUAUGGUGAGCCCGUUCGUGGCAGUAGCAUUGGUUCAAGGGUGCCAUCAAAUGGCUGCAGUCUUGUUUUUUGCAGGGGUAGUAUUAGCUGCUGCAGUAUCAGUAUUAUUAAUUCCACACGAAACGAAGGGACUCGAGCUCACUGAUAGCAUCGCGAGCAACAAACACCAGAAACCAAAGGUGAUUACACAAGACCAAGCUGUAUGAAUAGCCUGCAGGAACCGGGUUUCCUAACUACGUACACAACUGUAUUGUUAUAGGCCUUGUUAUUGUCAAAAUAGCGCUAUUAUUGCUAUCGCAUUUUAAACCUUUAAACAAAUUACUUGAGAGAUUGUUAUGUUUAAAUCACCUUUAUUGCCCAUUUUAUAAAACAAGUGGGGCAAAAUCAAAAGAACAGAGAAGUGUAGCUCAUAACGUAGUCCUUGUAUACUUAUUUGAAGAUGAAGUUUUAUGUUAUAUAUAGGGUUUCUCUUUGUAGUUUGGCUUGUUAUUUUGUAUUUUUUGUUGUCAAAUAUUUUACUUGUGUUUUUUGUCAAAUAUUGUAAAACAUUUUAUUUGGCUUUUAUUAGUUGUUACAGUUCCUGUAGUAACUAUUAUUCAUCAACUGAUUUUAUUUGGUAUAUAUUUCAUCAUGUAUAAUAUAAAAUAUAGUCAAAUGAGAUCUUGUUUG